Messenger RNA from Manihot esculenta (cassava), 3748 nucleotides. Its product is annotated as nodulin homeobox. The record is from RefSeq and is a predicted model, not a curated record. The transcript is spliced from 20 exons. Bases 791 to 3646 code for a protein of 951 amino acids. Gene Ontology annotation, molecular function: single-stranded DNA binding. NCBI's taxonomy places the organism in Eukaryota, Viridiplantae, Streptophyta, Magnoliopsida, Malpighiales, Euphorbiaceae. Gene Ontology annotation, biological process: flower development.
AUCAAAGAGGAACGGCCACACCAAACAAGUCAUAACUCGUAUUUCUCAUAACGUUUCUGAUUGUAGAUAUGCAGAAAGGCGAGCGAGAGAGCCCAAAGGCCAAAUCCAAGCAAAAUCUUGAGCAGCUGAGAGCCAAGAGCUGAGACUUCUGCUAAGGUCACUCAACUGAAUCUUCGCCUAGUAACUCCUUUCCAAAAGCCAACAAAAAACCGCAUAUAUCAACGUACCCUUCACUCAUAUACACAUCUACUUCCAAUCUCAAGAUUUGCAAUCCUCAACGUCGACAUUUACUCUCAAAAACCCCAGCUUUUAUUCCCUCUUUUAGGUUCUCUGUAGCUUUUUUUUGGUGCUCAAAUCUCCCAUUUUUAUCUCGUCUUGCACAGUUUUUCAGGGUUUCAGCGUUCAAUUCUCUUUGCUUCCUUCAAUCUAGGGUUUUUUUCCCAGCACGCUUAACUUGGCUUGUUUUGGGUUUGGUAACUGGGAGAUUCCACCUUAUAGGUGAAGUCUGAACGUGUACUGGAGGCAAGCUUCAAAAACUGUUUUCACAUUGAAGAGAAUUUAAUUUCCUCUGAAAGUGAAGUGCAAGUUUCCAAAUCUUUUUCAUGUGAUAUUGCUUCAUCCUGCUUUCCACCAUUGAAAUAUGGAAAAUUAUGAUUGGAUCACAUUUUAGUGGCUAUAAUGAGUCACCCAUUUCAGUAUGGUUGCUGUUACAUCAUUUGUUGGAAACUUUGAGAGUUGCUUCAGACCUAUAUUUUCCUCAUGAACUUUCUGGCCUUGGCUCUAGGAUGAGAUGAGGAUCACCAAGGAUGAAUCCACAUGUAUUGCUGAACAAGUGGUUGACUUAAUUUCAGCAGUGAAAGAGUUACAUGGGCUUACCUCUCAGGAGCUUAAUAAAUUAAUAAGGGACUCUGAAAAUUUUACAAUUCACUUCCAAACUGAAAAAGGAUUACAGUUAAAGAUUGAUGUGGAAAAACUGGCAGGCUUUCUUCCUUUGCAUCUUAUAGCAGUGCUUGUGUCAUCCAACAAAGAUGAAUCACUGUUGAGAUAUUCAUUAUGUGGUAUUCGACUUUUGCAUUCCCUGUGCGACCUAGCACCUCGACAUACUAAACUCGAGCAGAUUUUGCUUGAUGAUGUAAAAAUUUCAGAACAACUGUUAGAUCUGGUGUUUUAUAUACUAGUUGUCCUUAGCAAUACCAGACAGGAAAGCCAUAAUACAAACUUGGUGCCCCUUCUGCAUUCAGCACUGGUGACAUGCAGUCUAUAUCUUUUAACAGGAUGUAUAUCAUCUCACUGGCAAGACCUUGUUCAGGUGUUGCUUGCACACCCUAAGGUUGACAUAUUUAUGGAUGCAGCUUUCAGAGCAGUAAAUGUAGCUAUCAGGUUUCUUCAGGUCAAGCUUUCAGCUCAACAUGCUGACUUUAACAUGGGAUCUAGUCCAACAGCUGAACAAGUGGUUAACUAUCUAUGCCAACAAUGUGAGGCUUCACUACAGUUUCUUCAGACAUUGUGCCAGCAAAAGUUAUUCAGAGAGCGCUUACUAAGAAACAAGGAACUAUGUGGAAAGGGUGGUGUUCUCUUUCUGGCCCAGGCUAUUUUGAAGUUAAAAGUUAGCACUCCUUUUCUGGAGUCUUCUACAGUUGUUGCUGCUGUGUCCAGACUUAAAGCUAAAGUACUAUUAAUUCUAUUGCAUCUCUGUGAAGCAGAAAGCAUUUCUUACCUCGAUGAGGUUGCAAGCUCUUCAGGAAGCCUUGAUUUGGCAAAGUCUGUUGCGUUAGAGGUUCUUGAAUUAUUAAAGGCUGCACUGGAUCCCAAGCAUCUUAGCUCUUGUUCUGAGAGAACUGUCCCCAUGGGGCUUCUGCGACUCAAUGCAAUGCGUCUAGCUGAUAUUUUCUCGGAUGAUUCAAAUUUUCGAUCUUACAUCACGACAUACUUUACAAAGGUUCUCACUGCCAUAUUUUCACUGCCACAUGGAGAAUUUUUAUCCAUUUGGUGUUCUUCUGAACUUCCACCAAGGGAGGAAGAUGCUACUCUGGAGUAUGAUUUAUUUACAGCAGCUGGUUGGGUUUUGGACACAUUUUCAUCAUUGAACUUAUCAAAUGCUUCAGAUAUAGAGAUUAUUUUAAUUCCCAGCAACAUGCCCCAAGCUGCAUAUGCUCAUCAGAGAACUUCAUUGUUUGUCAAAGUAAUAGCGAACCUUCAUUGUUUUGUCCCCAACAUUUGUGAAGAGCAGGAGAGAAAUCUUUUCCUUCACAAGUUCCUUGAGUGCAUGCGAAUGGAUCCAUCUGAAUCUUUGCCUGGAUUUUCUUUUACUUCUGGUGCUCACAAAGCCAACACUGUUUGCAGGAACCUGCGUUCAUUGCUAAGCCACGCAGAAUCUCUGAUUCCCAACUUUUUGAAUGAGGAGGAUGUACAGCUCUUAAGGGUUUUCUAUAACCAAUUGCAAUCAUUGAUUAAUCCUGCUGAUUUUGAAGAAAACCAAGUUCAAGAAAUCAAAUUUGAAAGGUCAAUAUCUUUGGAUAAGUUCUCUAAACUUGACAUCAACGAGCAUCAUCAGGAGGCUCAAAGUACAGCUGGGUACUCAUCAUCACCUUUACUGAAGAAGGAACGUUCAAGUCUUAACAACAUAAGCAGUAAUCAGAAAGAGGAGAUGUCUGAGAGUUCUGCUUUCCAGGAGGACCAGCAUAAUUUCAGAAAUGAGCACAUGAAUCAUGUUGAUGAUGCAACUAAGGAAGACAAGGAUAAAUCAGGUGGCACUGCAACUGCUGUUCUAAAAGAGAGUGACAGAGAUUUUCAGAAUGUUGAAACAAGUGGUUCUGAUACAAGUUCUACACGUGGUAAGAAUUUUGUUGGUCAAAUGGGGAAUGUUGACUUCCCCAAAUCAAAUGACCAUAUGAAAGAGAAUGGCCGUCAAGGAGUUCAAGAAGAUGAAAAAGUUGAACCCAUUCAGAUUGAAGAAAAGCAGCCAAGAAAACGUAAAAGAACUAUAAUGAAUGACUAUCAGAUGACAAUGAUUGAGAAGGCCCUGGUGGAUGAACCAGAUAUGCAGCGGAAUGCAGCUUCUAUACAGUUGUGGGCUGAUAAAUUAAGCAUCCAUGGUUCAGAAGUUACAUUUUCGCAGCUGAAAAAUUGGCUCAACAAUAGAAAAGCCAGACUAGCACGUGCGGGUAAGGAUGUCCGUGCAUCCAUGGAGGUUGACAAUGCUCAUUCAGAAAGGCAAAGUGGACCAGCAGUACGGCAUUCACACGACUCUCCUGAAAGUCAUGGUGAAGAAAAUGUUCCAUCAGGUGCAAGACUUAAUCAAAACUUAUCAAGAACUGGUACUGGUGAGAAUGCUGAAUUUGGUGGCCCUGGUGCUGCAGAUUUUGUUCGCUGCAUGCCAGGUCAAUAUGUUGUGCUUGUAGAUAAACAAGGGGAGGAGAUUGGUAAAGGAAAAGUAUUGCAGGUGCAAGGUAAAUGGUAUGGGAAGAGCUUGGAGGAAUCGGAGACGUGUGUUGUUGAUAUUUCCGAGCUUAAGGCUGAGAGAUGGGUGAGGCUUCCACACCCAUCUGAAGCCACAGGCAGUUCAUUUAGCGAGGCUGAAGCCAAGCUCGGCGUAAUGAGAGUGUUGUGGGAUUCAAAGAAAAUACUCUCUUUUCGGCCUCAAUGAUAUCUUUACUAGAUUUUUAGUGGAUAUCACAUUUUGUCACCAUCAGUAUAGUUUUUCCAAUUUAUUAGAUUCUAAUUAUGAUCAAGUUCAGGUUUUGUUUUA